GGAGGUGAGGCUUUGCUGACCAUCUAUGGGACUUUGGGGCAACUCUUUAACUAGGUUCCUCAUCAUAAAAUGCAGACUUCGUUGGUUCUUUCCAGCUGUGACAUGAGACAAUCCAGGCAUCUCUAAGAGCUCUCCCUGCCCCAGAGUCGGGCGAACCCUCUCUGCAGGGGCCCAGCCCAUAUCCCGGGCUCCUCGGCAACCACCUUGACACUCUCCUGUCUCCCCAUCUCCACAGAGACCAUGACCAUGUUUGAAAAUGUCACCCGGGCCCUGGUCAGACAGCUAAACCCUCGAGGGGACCUGACACCUCUUGACAGCCUCAUCGACUUCAAGCGCUUCCAUCCCUUCUGCCUGGUGCUGAGGAAGAGGAAGAGCACGCUCUUCUGGGGGGCCCGGUACGUCCGCACCGACUACACACUGCUGGAUGUGCUUGAGCCGGGCAGCUCACCUUCAGAUCCAACAGAUGCUGGGAAUUUUGGCUUUAAGAACAUGCUGGAUACCCGAGUGGAGGGAGAUGUGGAUGUACCAAAGACGGUGAAGGUGAAGGGAACAGCAGGGCUCUCGCAGAACAGCACCCUGGAGGUCCAGACACUCAGUGUGGCUCCCAAGGCCCUGGAGACCUUGCAGGAGAGGAAGCUGGCAGCGGAUCACCCAUUCCUGAAGGAGAUGCAAGAUCAAGGGGAGAACCUAUAUGUGGUGAUGGAGGUGGUGGAGACGGUGCGGGAGGUCACACUGGAGCGAGCCGGCAAGGCAGAGGCCUGCUUCUCCCUCCCCUUCUUCGCCCCGCUGGGGCUACAGGGAUCCAUAAACCACAAGGAGGCUAUAGCCAUCCCCAAAGGCUGCGUCCUGGCCUUUCGAGUGAGACAGCUGAUGGUCAAAGGCAAAGAUGAGUGGGAUAUUCCACAUAUCUGCAAUGAUAACAUGCAAACCUUCCCUCCUGGAGUUAUCCAGGCAUCUGAUGUUGGUAAGGAACUUUGGGACGUACACGAAGGCUUCGGGACACUAAAAGAAGAAGUUCAGAGGGAGACCCAACAAGUGGAGAGGCUGAGCCAAGCAGGGCAAAGCUCCCUGCUCAGCUCCCUCAGCAAACUUCUAGGGAAGAAAAAGGAGCUUCAAGACCUUGAGCUCGCGCUUGAAGGGGCUCUAGACAAGGGACAUGAAGUGACCCUGGAGGCACUCCCAAAAGAUGUCCUGCUGUCAAAGGAGGCCGUGGGCGCCAUCCUCUAUUUCGUUGGAGCCCUAACAGAGCUAAGUGAAGUCCAACAGAAGCUGCUGGUGAAAUCCAUGGAGAAAAAGAUCCUACCCGUGCAGCUAAAGCUGGUGAGGGAAAAAGAGCAGAUGCUGGGGAGAGUCUGGGAGUAGCU
Messenger RNA from Cercocebus atys (sooty mangabey), 1364 nucleotides. RefSeq names its product gasdermin A (gene GSDMA). The coding region runs from base 241 to 1362 and encodes 373 amino acids. Gene Ontology annotation, biological process: pyroptotic inflammatory response; defense response to bacterium. The transcript has 9 exons. The record is from RefSeq and is a predicted model, not a curated record. Lineage: Eukaryota; Metazoa; Chordata; Mammalia; Primates; Cercopithecidae. Gene Ontology annotation, molecular function: phosphatidylinositol-4,5-bisphosphate binding; phosphatidylinositol-4-phosphate binding; phosphatidylserine binding.